Molecule: messenger RNA, 1194 nt
Organism: Dendroctonus ponderosae (mountain pine beetle)
Lineage: Eukaryota; Metazoa; Arthropoda; Insecta; Coleoptera; Curculionidae
Product: beta-1,4-galactosyltransferase 7
Exons: 4
Coding region: 155-1060 (301 amino acids)
Biological process (GO): carbohydrate metabolic process; proteoglycan biosynthetic process
Molecular function (GO): xylosylprotein 4-beta-galactosyltransferase activity
Source: RefSeq, a predicted model, not a curated record
GGAACAGACCCCAUUCCCCGUCAAAGUCCCUUCAAAUAAAUGCGGUUAUGCUGAUGUCAAUAACAACAACAAACAUUCUUGCAUGAAAUCCCCAAGAUGGUUAAGCCUGGGGCCCUCCAAACUAACACCCGCUUAUAAUGGUGAAUUCUAAACUAUGCGUUUGUUACGUGGAAGGAAGUUAUGCUCCACAUUCACUAGCUUUUUGCUCUUAAUCAUUUCAGUGUUGUUCUGCAGCACAGUUUUCCUCAGCUACAAAGUGCUUACCAGUGAGCAAUGCCGUAGCGAAAGAAGCGAAAUUUUGCGCUAUGAAACCACCAACCCCAAGCACAAACCCAUACUAUCCAAACAUAAACUAGCACUGCUGGUGCCGUUUAGAAACAGGCUGGAAGAGCUCAUGGUAUUCGCCCCGUAUAUUCACGACUUUCUCAAAGAACAAGGAGUGAACCAUCAGAUUUUUGUGCUAAAUCAGGUGGACUCUUACAGGUUUAAUAGAGCUUCUUUGAUCAAUGUGGGGUAUCUCUACACGAAAAAUGAGUACGAUUACAUUGCAAUGCACGAUGUAGAUCUGUUGCCUCUGAACAAGGCGCUUAUGUACUCCUACCCCAGUCAGCCCCAUCAUUUAGCAGCCCCACACUUACACCCGAGGUAUCACUAUGCAAAGUUCAUUGGGGGCAUUCUGUUGAUUAAUCGGGAACAGUUUGCUUUGGUUGACGGCCUUUCGAACCGAUACUGGGGCUGGGGAUUGGAAGACGACGAAUUUUACGUGCGACUCCGAGAUGCUCAGCUAAACGUAACCAGGCCUGAGAAUAUUCUCACGAACAGAACAAACACGUUCAGGCAUAUACAUGACAAGUCGCGGAAAAGGGACACAGUCAAAUGCGAUAGGCAGAAAGAGGUGACCCGGCGGAGGGACCGCGAAACUGGUUUGCACGAUGUCAAGUACAAAAUAUCCAGUCAUAACGAGUUAGUCAUCAAUGGGGCCCCAGUGAUUUUGAUCAAUAUAAGACUGAUGUGCAAUACCAACCAAACGCCUUGGUGUGACUGCGAAGGCAAGCCGUAGAGUGGAUGCAUGGGAAAUUAGCUAACUUAUUAACAAGGGAAACUUUAGUAGUAAUCAUGAAAGGCGCCAGAAGUGAAGUUGUAGAUCAAGUGCUUUUUGGGCGUGUGAUUGUAUUAAUAAACUAUUUGCUCGUU